Molecule: messenger RNA, 3106 nt
Organism: Pyrus x bretschneideri (Chinese white pear)
Lineage: Eukaryota; Viridiplantae; Streptophyta; Magnoliopsida; Rosales; Rosaceae
Product: riboflavin biosynthesis protein PYRR, chloroplastic-like
Exons: 10
Coding region: 105-1928 (607 amino acids)
Biological process (GO): riboflavin biosynthetic process
Molecular function (GO): diaminohydroxyphosphoribosylaminopyrimidine deaminase activity; NADP binding; 5-amino-6-(5-phosphoribosylamino)uracil reductase activity
Source: RefSeq, a predicted model, not a curated record
UUUUAUCGCGGUAAAAUUAAGCUUCAUUUCGUUCGUUAUUACUUACGGCUGCGUACAGCAUGACGGUGGAAGAAUGAACGGUGAGUAUCGUCUAUGAUCUAUCUAUGCUUCCAAUGGCGGCGUUAUCUUUGCCACCAGUAGGAGUCUACUGCAGCGGCGGCGGCGCCACACCCAACAGCAGUAUUAGUAACAACAAUUUACUCGGCAACCACGCGCUCGAUGCCGCCCACAUCCAGCGCGCCGCCGAGCUGGCCGACGGAUCCGCCGGAUUCACCUCUCCCCACCCAAACUUUGGGUGCGUCAUUGCCUCCAAAUCCGGGAAAGUCGCCGGCGAGGGAUUCCUCUACGCCCAGGGCACCAAGCCCGCCGAGGUCCUUGCCGUCGACGCAGCUGGCGACUUCUCACGCCGCGCCACUGCUUAUCUCAAUAUGGAGCCCGGUGAUUGCCACGGUGACCACUCUGCCGUCUCCGCCCUCGUUCAGGCAGGGAUUGAAAGGGUGGUGAUUGGGCUGAGGCAUCCAUUGCAGCAUUUGAGAGGGAAUGCCAUUCGGGCUUUGAGAAGUCAAGGCUUGCAAGUUGAUGUUCUUGGUGAGGACCUCAACAGUAAACUCAUUGAGGAAGCACGAAAAUCAUGCCUCCUUGUCAAUGCUCCGUUAAUUUGUAGAGCUGCUUCUCGAGUCCCCUUCUCCGUUCUCAAGUAUGCCAUGACCCUUGAUGGAAAAAUUACUGCUAGCAGCGGACAUGCAGCAUGGAUCAGCAGCAAAACGUCUAGAAAUCGAGUGUUUGAACUGCGGGGUAGAAGUGAUGCAGUCAUUGUAGGAGGAAAUACAGUGCGCAAGGACAAUCCAAGACUAACUGCAAGACAUGGUGGUGGACAUAUGCCUAUGCGGAUUGUAAUGUCACAGACUCUUGAUCUCCCAGAGGAAGCACACCUUUGGGAUACCUCUGAUGUAUCUACUAUAGUUGCAACACAAAGGGGUGCAAGAAGGCAUUUCCAGAAACAUCUUGCAUCAAAAGGAAUUGAAGUGGUGGAGUUUGACAUCCUAAACCCCAAAGAAGUAAUGGAAUACUUCCAUGAUCGUGGAUAUCUUUCACUUUUGUGGGAGUGUGGGGGGACAUUAGCUGCAGCUGCUAUUUCAUCCGGAGUAAUACAUAAGGUGUUCGCAUUUGUUGCUCCUAAAAUUAUUGGUGGAAAGAAUGCGCCGUCCCCUGUGGGUGAACUCGGGAUGGUUGAAAUGACACAAGCCUUUGACCUAGUUGAUGUCUGCUAUGAGCAGAUUGGACCUGAUAUGCUUAUUAGUGGAUUUCUUCAACCCAUACCAGAUGUGACCCCUGUUAUUCCAUCAGUUGAUGAAACAUUUGAAAUUGAUCCAACUGUGACUCCAUAUGAAUCAAGGAUUAUACUCUUUUACAAAACAUGGGACCCUUACGGCGCUUUCUCAAAUUUUUCGCCUCACCAAAUUAAGAUGCCCAAUGACAGUGGUGAUUAUGCAACUUGGUUGAGUGUCGAGCAUUACUAUCAGGCUCAAAAGUUUGUUGGGGUGGAUGAUCCUGUGGCACAAGAUUGUGUUGAAAAUAUCAAGUCUGCCAGAAGUCCGGAAGAGGCAGCACGGAUAGGAAGGUCAAUGCAGAGGAAGCGUCCUGAUUUGGUAAGAUGUGAGUGGGAAAGUGUAAAGAUUGAAGUGAUGUAUAGGGCACUAAAAUGCAAGUUCUCGAUAUACCCACAUUUGAAUGCAAUGUUGCUGUCGAGUGCUGGAUGUGUUCUUGUUGAAGCAUCACCGCAUGAUCUGUUCUGGGGAGGAGGUCGGGAUGGAGAAGGGCUAAAUUAUCUGGGCAGGCUUUUAAUGCGGUUGAGAUCAGAGUUUCUUGUAAGGUUGCAAUUAACAGAUGAUAUAGAUAUUGUGUGUGCGUGUACUGAUUCUCUCUAGUUGAUGAAGGUUCUAUCAUCAUCACCCUUCCUAAUUCCUUCUCCAUUUGGUUUUUCAAUGUCUCAAAAUGUAAUUUCACCAUUUAAAGUUAUAAAUGAUAAUAUAUAUGAAUAAACUAGAAGAAUUAAAUGAACAGAAAAUAAAGAGAGGCGAAGAUAUUUGCAGAGACAUGGAUUGAUAAAGACGGAUUUGUUUUUAUUUUAUUUAUUAUUUUUGUUUAGGAUUUAGAUGUCAUUUUAAUGCAGGGAAAAUUUGUCACUAAAAUUUUCAUCAAAGAGUGGGUGGAGAAAUAAGAUUUGUGGGUGGGUUUAACAUCAUUAUUUCUGUUUUGAAGAAUACUUAUCUUUUUAUGCACUUUCUUUUUUCUUGGUUCAACCUUCAUUUUUUUAACAUAUACCUUCCUUUAAAUUCUUCUGUAUCUAUUGUUCAGUAGACGAUUAUAUGUUACAAAACUGACUUUCAUACUAAGUUUUAUACUCAUAAAUGUACUAUACAGAAGAAGAAGAAGAAAAAAUUUACAUACCAAAAGAAGAGUCUUGUAGUGAGAGGGUCCCACUUUAAUUGUCGCAUAAGCUCCUGAAAUUUCAGAACCGUUCCUUAGUCUAUUUAGUUAUAUAUGAUUAACAAAUGGUAUACAUUAUUGGUAUACGCAAUCAUAUAAGACUGCUUAAUUAUCUCUUGUAACGCAAGUAACAUAUGAAUUAUUACAAUCACAUGGGUAGGCAGCUAGGAGCUACCUAAUGAAUUCCAAUGUCAAAUGAAAAAGACAUGGUUCUGGAAUCAAUUAGUAUAUUCAUCCAAGGAAACUGUGAUUAUUAAUUAAUCAAUUAUCACAGAAUGAUGUCACUACUACUUCAUUCACUCAACACUGUUCAACUUACUGGAGUAGGGUAAGGAAGGUGAUAAUGCAAUCGACUCAUGUGGUUUGAUGCAGAUGCUCAAGAACGAGAAGGAGCCAGAUAUUACGAUUGGGAGUAUUAUAUAUGCAAUAUAAAUGGAGCCCCUCGAGUUCUCCUAAGUGCCUCGAUGUUGAAACAGAGAGGCUUAUUCAGUGGGUUUGUUCGCGCGCCGGGAUGGAGUUUACUUUUUCUUGAAUUUUUAUUUGAUAUUCUUUUUGAGAUUGUAAACAUAUUUAUUCGUCUUUGAUGUAAUAAAAUUUUAUCGUCUGAUUAAAAAAA